Molecule: messenger RNA, 1088 nt
Organism: Oppia nitens
Lineage: Eukaryota; Metazoa; Arthropoda; Arachnida; Sarcoptiformes; Oppiidae
Product: H/ACA ribonucleoprotein complex non-core subunit NAF1-like
Exons: 1
Biological process (GO): box H/ACA snoRNP assembly; ribosome biogenesis; pseudouridine synthesis
Cellular component (GO): sno(s)RNA-containing ribonucleoprotein complex
Molecular function (GO): RNA binding
Source: RefSeq, a predicted model, not a curated record
GUGAAACAUUAGACAAAACAUGUGAUAAUGUUUUGAAUAUUUAUUACAUUUAUUGGUUUAUUGAUAAUUAAGUGGUAAUAAUGUCUUCAAAUGCAUUACAACUUAUUCAUAGUCAGUAUGGAUCAGAUUCAGACACAGACUCGGACUCAAACUCGAUUCAAGUCAUAACUGGCCGCCGAUCACGAGAGCCAUCGCCAGAUGAGUCUUCAUCUUCUUCGUCAUCCGAUUGGUGUUUGUCUUCAAGUGAAGACUCGGAUGAAGACAUCGACAAACACAAAGAUGUUGAGUGUAUUACCAUAGAAGACGAUGAAAAUAAAGAGUUUAAUAAUGAACAAACAACGACAAGAAAUAAACCUAAAAGACAAAUAAAAACAAAGGGUGAACUAAGUCUCGAUGAUUUACCACCCAUUGAAAAGUUGACAAUUAGUGUCAAAAUCGAAGAACUAACACAAUUGGGAACCAUUUCGUCAAUUGUCGACCAAUUGGUUGUCAUUCAAUCAUUUAGAUUAAUGCCAGCUCUUGACUUAGAUUCAGUGCUGUUCUUCAAUAACGGUCAACCAUUGGGACAGAUAUUUGAUGUGUUUGGACCAGUGAUUGAACCGCGAUAUGCGGUCCGAUUUAACAGCAAUCAAGACAUUGUGGACGACAACAUAAUAGUUGGACAACCCAUAUAUUAUGCACCACAACAACAGCAACCGAUAACAGGAUUUAUAUUUGCUGAACAACUCCGACGAUUGAAAGGAUCAGAUGCCUCGUGGCGUCACAAUAACGAACCCCCCGAAGACUGUAUCGAGUUUUCCGACGAUGAGGCCGAACGACAGACAAUGAAAAAGCUUCGGGCAAAGCGACCACACAAUCAAUUAAAACAACAAAAACGGCCGCAAAACAAAUCAAUCAAUCAUAGCAAACAAACUGUUAAUUAUUAUAAUCAUACAAAUACAGCACCGAUAGAUCAAGCAUUACCCACAUCUAUAGUUCAAUCAGCGAUGCAAACAGUAGUUAAUGGUACAGAUAAUCAACAAAUGAAUCAAAAUAAUGGUGUUUUAGAUAAUGUCAUACCAGCACAAUGUCAGCCAACAACUCAACAA